Molecule: messenger RNA, 1065 nt
Organism: Lachnellula hyalina
Lineage: Eukaryota; Fungi; Ascomycota; Leotiomycetes; Helotiales; Lachnaceae
Product: Versiconal hemiacetal acetate reductase
Exons: 4
Coding region: 1-1065 (354 amino acids)
Source: RefSeq, a predicted model, not a curated record
AUGAGCAGCGCCAGCGCUUCUACUCCCAAGAUGGAGUAUACGCGACUUGGGAACUCCGGCCUGAAGAUAUCAAAGGUAAUCUUUGGAACCAUGAGCAUUGGCUCUUCGGAUUGGCAAGAGUGGGUUAUUGACGAAGCUGCCGCAUUGCCCCUCCUCAAGCACGCAUACGAUGUAGGACUAAAUACAUGGGAUACCGCAGAUACCUACUCGAAUGGAUUGUCGGAAGUAAUCAUUGGCAAAGCCCUGAAGAAAUACAACAUACCCCGAAACAAAGUCGUCAUCCUAAGCAAAUGCUACUUCGGAGUCGGCGACGUUGGUUCCCAGCCACCUAUAUCAGCGGUUUCUUCAAACGAUGGCGAUAUGGUUAAUCAGGUUGGAUUGAGCAGGAAGCAUAUUCUAGAUGCCGUUGAUCGAAGUGUCGAGAGAUUGGGAACCCAUAUCGAUGUUCUGCAGAUUCACAGAUUGGAUAGGGAUACACCGAGAGAGGAGAUCAUGAGGGCAUUGAACGAUGUGGUGGAGAGUGGAAAAGUUAGCUAUAUUGGUGCUUCCAGUAUGGCUGCUUGGGAGUUCCAGACUCUUCAGAAUAUUGCAGAGAAGCACGGCUGGCACAAGUUUAUAUCGAUGCAGAACUACUACAAUCUGUUGUAUAGAGAAGAAGAACGCGAAAUGAUCCCCUACUGCCGAGACGCGGGCGUUGGUUUAAUCCCAUGGUCUCCCAUCGCCCGCGGGGCUCUGGCCCGCCCCUUCGACGACCGCUCCACCACGCGCGAGAAGUCGGACAAAAUGCUCGACAUUCUGAUCCGAAGCAAAGAGUCCGAAAUCGACAAGCGUGUAAUCGGCCGAGUCGAGGAAAUUGCCAAGAAAAGAGGGGUUUCUAUGACUACCAUUGCAACUGCUUGGUGUCUCAGCAAGGACAACGUCAAUCCGAUUAUUGGUCUGAGUAGUAUAGCGAGAAUUGAUCAGGCUGUUGAGAGUGUGCAGUUUGCUAAGUCGGGGAAGUUGACGAAGGAGGAUAUUAAGUAUCUUGAGGAGGGGUAUGCACCUAAGGAGAGACAGGGGUAUUGA